AUGGCUGAGCUAGCUAGCAUGUAUCCUGUCUCUGGCGGCCAAUACCACUGGUCUGCGUUACUGGCUCCCAAAAAGCAUGCUAAAUUCCUCAGCUGGCUCACCGGCUGGAUUUCAACCCURGGCUGGGAAGCCAGUGCCGCAACUGGAACGUACCUAGGAGCACAAUGCAUUCAAUCCAUCAUCGCCAUCAACGACCCCGAAUACCCGGCACCACGAUGGCAAGGUCUGCUAUUGAUUCUCAGCGUUCUAGCUCUGACACUCCUCAUCAACACCGUCCUAAUCAGGAUCCUGCCGGCUCUGGAAGGGGCCAUUUUGGUCUUGCAUGUUAUUGGAUUCUUUGCCCUUCUCGUUCCGGUUGUGCAUCUCGCGCCGAGAAGUCCGGACUCUUUUGUCUGGAAGGAUUUCAWUGUCUACUCGGGAUAUGCUCCGGGUCUUGCUUGGCUGGUUGGUCAAUCCAGUUGUGCGAUUCUGUUCAUUGGGUAUGAUGCCGCUUGCCACAUGGCUGAAGAAGUCGUCGAUGCGGCGGUGAAUGUUCCCCGGGCUAUGAUCAGUACCAUUCUUAUCAAUGGUGCUUUCGGGUUCGCCUCCUUCCUCAUCAUCCUGUAUAGCUUUGGCAAUCCCGAGGAUGUGCUUGCUUUUCAAGGGUUUCCUUUCGUGGAGAUCUUCCUCCAGGCUACCAAAUCUGCCAUUGGGACGAGUGUUAUGACUGCGAUGCUAUUGACAAUGUUUGUGUGUGCGACUUUUGGAGUUGUGGCGAGUGCGAGUAGACAGGCUUGGAGUUUUAGUCGGGAUGGCGGACUUCCUGGGUCCAGUAUUCUGAAACGAAUCGACUCCCGCUGGUCUAUCCCCCUCUAUACAAUUGCUCUCACAGGGGUCAUCGUCACGCUACUCGACCUCCUCUACCUCGCCAACGUCGUGGCCUUCAACGCCGUCGUAUCCCUCACCACAAGCUCCAUCCUCACUUCCUACCUCAUCCCCAUAUGUCUGAUGAUCCUUCGAAGAAUCCGCGGCGAGAAGAUCCCAUUCGGACCCUGGAGGCUUGGGAAAUGGGGAAUGCCCAUUAAUAUUUUCGCGGCAUUGCAUACUUUUGUCACGGUGGUGUUUAGUUUCUUCCCUCCGGAUGUUAGUGAGGGGAUUUCGACAAGGAAUAUGAGUUAUUCGUGCUUGGUUUAUGGAGGGGUGAUUCUUUUGGGGGUGGCGUAUUAUGGUGUUGUUGGGCAUAAAUGGUAUCAGGGACCUUGUUUGGAUGUGAAUUUGGAGGAUUGA
Molecule: messenger RNA, 1266 nt
Organism: Ramularia collo-cygni
Lineage: Eukaryota; Fungi; Ascomycota; Dothideomycetes; Mycosphaerellales; Mycosphaerellaceae
Product: related to amino acid transporters
Exons: 5
Coding region: 1-1266 (421 amino acids)
Biological process (GO): transmembrane transport
Cellular component (GO): membrane
Molecular function (GO): transmembrane transporter activity
Source: RefSeq, a predicted model, not a curated record